Helianthus annuus (common sunflower) is the source of this 652-nucleotide messenger RNA. Its product is annotated as putative MO25-like protein At5g47540. Gene Ontology annotation, biological process: intracellular signal transduction. Bases 259 to 600 code for a protein of 113 amino acids. Gene Ontology annotation, molecular function: protein serine/threonine kinase activator activity. The record is from RefSeq and is a predicted model, not a curated record. The transcript has 2 exons. Lineage: Eukaryota; Viridiplantae; Streptophyta; Magnoliopsida; Asterales; Asteraceae.
UUUGGAGAAUAAAUAACAGGCAGUUACGUUUCUCCCACCAUCAACCUCCUGGAUCAUUCACACCUGAAUAUUGUUAUCAAUUCAUCCAUAUGAUAUCCAAACCCUAAAUUCACUCACAAAUCCCCAAUUUCAUCCUUUAAUCUCAAAUCACAUGCGUCAAUCAUCAAUGUUCCUAUCAAUCGAUCACACCAUCCUUUCAUCGAUUUUCACUUUCAAAACCCUAAUCGCUCGAAACUCCUAACCUAUUUCUCCGCACCAAUGAAGGGGCUUUUCAAAUCGAAGCCUCGCACACCUGCGGAUCUCGUCCGUCACCUCCGUCAUCUCCUGCCGUACGCCGCCCCUAAUUCCGCCAUUCGUACAACCAAACGCCUCGAAAAGGUAUGUGAACUAAGAAAAGUUAUUCUUGAAAUGAGGACGGUACUUUAUGGAGACGAACGGUUAGAACCAGCAGAAGAGGCUUGUGUAAAGUUGACACAGGAGUUCUUCAAAGAAGACACAUGUUACAUGCUAAUAGCAUCUCUUCCUCAUUUGGACCCUGGGGUAUGUAACAUGAACUAUCUUUUAGUUGCAGGAACAAGGGGAUGUGAUAUUGGGAUGUGAAGAAACAGUGAUCUAAUUAGAGAGUUAAUUAGAUUGGUUUAUGUUCCUUUCA